Messenger RNA from Strigops habroptila (Kakapo), 2559 nucleotides. RefSeq names its product transmembrane protein 130 (gene TMEM130). The transcript has 8 exons. The record is from RefSeq and is a predicted model, not a curated record. The coding region runs from base 881 to 2164 and encodes 427 amino acids. NCBI's taxonomy places the organism in Eukaryota, Metazoa, Chordata, Aves, Psittaciformes, Psittacidae.
GCGGCGCCGCCUGGUCCCCGCACGGUGCGGGGUCCCGCAACCCUCGGCCACCCCCUGCCCUGCCCCGCCCCAGCCGGGAAGCGCGCCCGCCAGUUCCCGCCGGGCCGCGCUGCCUGAGCCGAGGCCGGCCGCGUCCCUCCCCUCAGCCCCAGGGUCUCCGCUAACGCAGCGGUCGCCGGGCACGACGCCGGUAACCGGGUUACCGCGGGCGCGGGGUUACUCCGGGCAGACCUGGCAGUAGUCGGUGCCCCCGGCAGGCCCAGGCCCCUCCCGCCGAGGGACCGCCCCGCCGAUGCAGUCGCGACCCGGCAGCGCCCCGGGGGAGCGGCGGCAGAAGUGGCUUCGCCGCGCCCGGGAGCCGGGAGCAAAGCCGGUGGAAGGGGGCUGAUCUGUUAAAUAAUAUAUAUACAGCCAGGAGUAAGAAAAGGCUUCGAAUAAGUACUCAAAACACUUAAAAGCUCCCAUCGCGCACCUUGCGCGGAACCGCCAGCCGGGACGCGGAGCGGCCGCGUAACCGCAGCGAACUGCCCGCGGCUGGGGCAUCCUCACCCCCCAGAACCUGAUACUCCAUCAGUCACCAACCCCGAAACACGGUCUCUGCGCUCAAGGCUGUGCCCACCCUCUCCGCGGAUGGGCAGCAUUUGUGCUUUUUAUUUACGUAUUUAACUUUUAAACCCCCGGCGGCUCUGCAGCAUCCCGUUCCGUUGGCAACACCGCCCCGCAGGAACUCUUCCCCCGGGAGAGGCCAGCCGGGCGCUGCCGCGGAGGAGCGUCCCGGGGGGCGGACGGACGUGUCGCAGUACCGCGGACGGCCUCGGGGCAGCGCCCGGCCCCGGCGCGGCGAAACUCGGUCCCGGACCCAUCGCAGCAGUGCCUAGCUAUGGCCCCCGCCGCCCUGGUCAUGCUGCUGCUGACCUGCGUGCUGCUGCUGCUCGGCCGCGCCGCCCCGGCGACAGAGAAGUAUGGUCUGGAGAUAACCAACAAUGGUCCCAUCACAACGGGAGCUCAAGCCACUGUUCACGCCAGUCUAAGUAUGAAGAAUGACAGUGUCGCAUCAAACUUGUAUCACUUCAACUGGAUUUAUGCUCCCCUGAUUCUGAUAGAGAAAUCUGAGCAGCAGUUCAACUCUGUAAUUAAUGUGACUGGUGAAUUUCCUGGGACUUUUCCUGUGUCUGUCUGGGUUACUCACAGAAACUGCUGGUUAUGUCGGCCGGUUGCUAGAAAUGUCACCGUGCUUCACAUCACAGAAUUUAUCACAGGGAAUCUUACCAUUGCCAAGAUAGAACACAGUAGAUUUACCACACAUGGUUCUAGUUCUUCCACGGGCGCCGUGACCCGGAUUUCCUUCUGUCUUCAUGACCCAAGUCAUUACUUCAAGUCAGCAUCAUUUGUCUACAACUGGGAUUUUGGAGAUGGAGUUUAUCAGAUCACCAAGCAACCCUUUGUCUACUACAACCACUCUACCAUGGGGAAUCGCACAGCGCAUCUUAAAGUCAUAGCUGAAUGGGAGCAAAUUGGAAGCAUCAUACAUGAAAGAGAAACAGUGCAGAAAACUGGUGAUUUCACUACUGCUCUGGAGCUGUUAGAUGCUGUUCAAAGUAUUAAUGUAGUGGGCUCUAGAGAGACUCACGUAAUGGAAGACUUGAAUUUGUCUCUUCAUAUCAAUGGCACCCCACCACUAGCGUUAUGCUGGCUUAUAAAGGCCGAGUGCAUCCCACUGGAAGGGGAAAAAUGCCAUCUAGUGGUGAUUAAUGGCUCCUGCUACAAUCUCAGCCAUACCUUCAGCGAUGCCGGACAGUAUUGCCUCAGCGUCAGAGUGGAGAACGGCGUGACGAUGCUGCAGACAUACCAUGAAAUCAAAGUGUGGCCAGCAGGGAUCCACCCAGCUUUUUUUGUCCUGCUCUGCAUUGUUCUGGUUUCAGUGGUGCUAGGACUGGUGCUGUACACAACCUUCCGAAGUAACACACAACAAAAAGAUCUUGUGGAGGUAGCUGACUUCGACUUUUCUCCACUGUCUGAUAAAAGCUUGUCUUCUCAUUCGGAGUCAGGCUGUGGCCAGAUAUGUUGCAGAUCAUGUUUACCUCAGUCGUCACAAGAAGUUGCCAGGGAGACCCAUGAACUUCUACAUUCUUUUUACAAGCCAGUCAAAACAUACACAGUGUGAAGAACACAAUUGCACUUUGGUUACACUAACUACCCAGUUUAACUUCCUCACUUAUGAUGAGUUGAAAGCCCAGUGCUGCAUGAAUGGCUUGGUUUUGCCAAUGCAAUGAGGUUAACCACUUUAAGCCCAGCACUUGAACUAAAGAAGAGCAAGCCCUGAAACACAGUAAAAGUAGCUUUGUAUUUUUAAAUUAUACGGGUGUGCACUUUUACAGCUGUAAAUGCAGCAUUUUAUUCUUAUGAAAGAUUGUUUUAUGUGCAGAUUUGCUAAACUCACUACCUCUUGUAAUUUCUCUGUUCCCUCUGCUGUCUGUUUCAAAGAAAAAAAUGCUUAAGACAAACUUAAUUCUCUUUCCUAUGUUACAACAGUAUUACUGAAAUGGAAGUCACCCAAAA